Neltuma alba is the source of this 1967-nucleotide messenger RNA. Its product is annotated as intermediate cleaving peptidase 55, mitochondrial. Gene Ontology annotation, cellular component: mitochondrion. Lineage: Eukaryota; Viridiplantae; Streptophyta; Magnoliopsida; Fabales; Fabaceae. Gene Ontology annotation, biological process: proteolysis. The record is from RefSeq and is a predicted model, not a curated record. The coding region runs from base 65 to 1531 and encodes 488 amino acids. Gene Ontology annotation, molecular function: manganese ion binding; metalloaminopeptidase activity. The transcript is spliced from 14 exons.
AAUCUUUCAAGUUUAAACCCCUAAAACCUCUGGGCGGAACCGCGCCGGUGGCUCUGAGGCAAAAAUGCAGUGUAUCGUAUCUGCUAGAAAACUAUCAAAGGGGGUUUUAUUCAAACAGUUUGGCUCGCAGGUUCUAGGUCCUCGUUCGUAUUGCUCUGCAAUUGUUGCUGAUAUUGGACAGCCGACCCCUACAUCUCAUCCGCAGUUACUGAAAGAUGGAGAGAUUACACCCGGCAUAGCUACAGAGGAAUACAUCCUAAGGAGAAAAAAGUUACUGCAACUUCUCCCUGAGAAAAGUUUGGCCAUUAUCUCGGCUGCCCCUGUAAAGAUGAUGACGGAUGUUGUGCCUUAUACAUUUCGGCAAGAUGCUGACUAUUUAUAUAUCACAGGCUGCCAGCAACCUGGUGGUGUGGCAGUUUUAGGGCAUGACUGUGGUCUAUGCAUGUUCAUGCCUGAAGCUAAGCCUCAUGAUGUGAUUUGGCAAGGGCAAAUAGCUGGAGUUGAUUCAGCAUUAGAUACAUUCAAGGCUGAUGUGGCAUAUCCUAUGAGAAAAUUGCAUGAGAUUCUUUCAGAUAUGUUGAGGGGAUCCUCAAAAUUGUUUCACAAUGUUCAGACUGCAAUUCCAGCAUACACGAAACUGGAGGCCUUCCAAAAGCUAUUAUUUUCUAACAAUGUAAAGGAUCUAUCUAUUUAUACCCAUCAGCUACGGUGGAUAAAGUCACCUGCAGAGAUUAAGUUGAUGAAGGAAUCUGCAUCAAUUGCAUGCCAGGCUCUCCUGUUGACAAUGUUGCACUCAAAGAUGUACCCUUUUGAAGGUAUGCUGGCUGCAAAGUUUGAAUAUGAAUGCAAAAUGAGAGGUGCUCAGCGAAUGGCGUUCAAUCCUGUGGUUGGUGGUGGACCUAAUGGAAGUGUUAUACAUUAUUCUAGGAAUGAUCAAAAGAUUGAAGAUGGAGAUCUUGUUUUGAUGGAUGUUGGUUGUGAGUUGCAUGGGUAUACGAGUGAUCUUACCCGUACUUGGCCACCUUGUGGUAGCUUUUCUUCUGCCAAGGAAGAGCUUUAUGAGCUUAUAUUGGAAACAAACAAGCAGUGUGUGCAACUUUGCAAACCUGGUGCUAGCAUUCGGCAAAUACAUGAUCAUUCGGUUAAAAUGCUCCAGAAAGGACUCAAGGAGUUUGGAAUUUUGAGAGGUGUUCCGAGCAGUGCCUACCAUACACUGAACCCUACUUCUAUAGGUCACUACUUAGGAAUGGAUAUUCAUGAUUGUUCAAGGAUCAGCUAUGACUGUCCUCUGGAGCCAGGUGUUAUCAUAACUAUUGAACCAGGAGUAUACAUCCCAUCUCAUUUUGAUGGUCCAGAGAGGUAUCGAGGCAUUGGGAUAAGAAUUGAGGAUGAGGUUCUCAUCACGGAAACAGGUUAUGAGGUCCUUACAGCAUCAAUUCCUAAGGAAAUCAAGCACGUCGAGUCCCUGAUAAAUAACUACCAUAGAAUGGGAAUGGAUAGCCACAGUAAGAUGGGAGCUACACAGAGUUAAAGUAUUGUACAAAGAACCAGGACAGUGAAUCCUUGAAGAAAAGGGAAACUCUUUCCAGGGACGCCUACCGACAUUUGAAGACCAACAACAAACCACUCCGUAACUACCCAUGCUUGUUAAUUUGAGGCUCAGCAAGUUUACUGCUUCUUGUAGCUGUGAACUUGGAGACCCGCCUUUUUUUCUGGGUGGGGAUGGUGUCUCUGUUUUUGAGAUUAUUGCGUUGAUUAUGACCCCUCAGCCAGUCUCUGGCCUUACCUUCCCUCCCAAAGACAAAAUAAAACAAAAGCGGAUGGAUAAUGGAUUCGGUUAAUUGUUACUUAUUUUGAGUAAGAACCUCAUCCAGCUAUUAUGUCGUUGAAAAAGAUUGUUUGCAAAUCUGUAAUCUGAACCUACAAAUAAAAACACUUGGUUUAGCGAGAACUACUUGUGGCAAAAA